Messenger RNA from Debaryomyces fabryi, 648 nucleotides. RefSeq lists its product as uncharacterized. Gene Ontology annotation, biological process: mRNA splicing, via spliceosome. Gene Ontology annotation, cellular component: U2-type spliceosomal complex. Gene Ontology annotation, molecular function: RNA binding. Lineage: Eukaryota; Fungi; Ascomycota; Pichiomycetes; Serinales; Debaryomycetaceae. The record is from RefSeq and is a predicted model, not a curated record. The transcript has a single exon. Bases 1 to 648 code for a protein of 215 amino acids.
AUGACUGACAGGGAGUCAUCUAGUGAUACCAGUGGUUCAGAUGCCGAAUCUUACGAGUCAUCUUCUAGCGAAGAAGUUGUUUUGAAACCGAUAUUUGUAUCUAGAAAGCAGAGAAAAUCACAUGAAAAACAAAAUGGCAAGCCGAAGGCCAGCACAAAUAGGAGCUCACAAACAGAAGUUCCAAUUAAUAAAGACACGGAAGAUGUGGAUAGGAAAAAAGAAAUAACAUUGAACAAGGCAAGCCACGAGGUGAAAAUAGAGAAAGCUGAUGGCGAUGAGUUCGAUGGCAUAGAUGAUACCGAUGAUAUAUACCCCGAAAGGGAGUAUCAAGAGUGGAGAAUACGAGAAAAGGACAGAUACGCACGAGACAGGGAAGUCAUGGUGCAAGAGGAAGAGAUGAAGGACGAGAUAGUGAGACGUGGUAACUUGACGGAACAAGAAUUGAUAGAGGAUUUCAAGAAAAGACAGCACGAGGAAGACUUACUGACUUCGACAAAGCCGAAGAACUAUCACAAAGGAGCUUUUUUUAAUGAUAAUGAGGAUAUCAACAGGUUAUUGAAAAGAACGUAUGAACAUGUUGGUGAUGAUGAUAACGACGAUGAUAAUGCUAAGGAUCAUUCUAGACCCACAAAAUUGAAAUUUAACUAG